ACACCAGCCGUCGGUUGGGUCCUUAGAGUUCCACAAAUCUACGCAAUCACCUAAAGAACUCAAUGGCGACGGCUUAUAUGCGAGAUCGGGAUUGGAUUUAAAGAAUGGUAGGCCUCGCCUGGUAUUUGGAAACCGCGUCUAAUCCCUCGCAGAUACACAAGGGAUUUGUGAUUGUGUAGCGUCACGUCGGAUAUCUGAGCUCAUACGAGGCGGCCCAACACGCAGAGACCAUGUACUGCCUCCAGUGGUUACUCCCGGUCCUCCUGAUCCCCAAACCCUUAAAUCCGGCCCUGUGGUUCAACCACUCCAUGUUCAUGGGCUUCUACCUGCUCAGCUUCCUGUUGGAGAGGAAGCCGUGUACCAUUUGUGCCUUAGUCUUCCUGGCGGCGUUGUUUCUCAUCUGCUACAGCUGCUGGGGAAACUGCUUUCUGUACCACUGCCACGAUUCUCCACUGCCGGACUCCGCACACGACCCCAGCAUUGUGGGCACCUAGACUCGGGUUUCCGCACGGACACAUCCGGACUGGGAAU
Molecule: messenger RNA, 531 nt
Organism: Sinocyclocheilus rhinocerous
Lineage: Eukaryota; Metazoa; Chordata; Actinopteri; Cypriniformes; Cyprinidae
Product: bladder cancer-associated protein
Exons: 2
Coding region: 231-494 (87 amino acids)
Source: RefSeq, a predicted model, not a curated record